Messenger RNA from Labrus bergylta (ballan wrasse), 2055 nucleotides. The record is from RefSeq and is a predicted model, not a curated record. Lineage: Eukaryota; Metazoa; Chordata; Actinopteri; Labriformes; Labridae.
AUGAGGAAACAGUGUAGAAAAACUGCUGCUGGGCUGAAGAGGAGAAUAUUCUGGCUCUCCAAGACAGGAAGGUAUCGCUACCUCUGGAAGGGGAAGGGGCCGACCGAGAAAAACCCCCAAAAACCAAUCCAGAAGAAAAAAGAAGAGGAGGUAUCUCAGACAUCAGAGGAAGAGGAGGCAGAUGAGGAAACAGUUGAGGAGAAAGCUGAGGAUGCAGUCACAACACCUGAAUCAGUGGAGGAGAAAGCUGAGGAUGCAGUCACAACACGUGAAUCAGUGGAGGAGAAAGCAGAGGAUGCAGCCACAACACCUGAAUCAGUGGAGGAGAAAGCAGAGGAUGCAGCCACAACACCUGAAACAGUGGAGGAGAAAGCAGAGGAUGCAGCCACAACACCUGAAACAGUGGAGGAGAAAGCAGAGGAUGCAGCCACAACACCUGAAACAGUGGAGGAGAAAGCAGAGGAUGCAGCCACAACACCUGAAACAGUGGAGGAGAAAGCUGAGGAGACAGCAAAAGAAGAUGAAGAGGAAAAGGAGGGGGAGGAGGAGGAGUUACAGUCAUGGAAACCAGAACACGGAGAGGAGGAGGAGAAAGCAGAGGAUGUAGUCACAACACAAGAAACUGGCAAGGGGAAGGCCGAGGAGACGGCUAAAGAAGAUGAGGCCAAAAGUGUUGAUGAAGAGGAGGAGGAGGUUAAAAUCAUUGAAACAAGAACACGGAGAGGUAGAAAGCCAGCUGUCAAAGCCACACCGAUAUGCAAAUCAACAAGAAGAACACAGAAAAAGGAUGAGGAAGAAGAGGAGGUGGCUUCAGAUAUUGUUUAUGAGGAACCAGGAGUUCAAGUCCGAGUUCUCAGGCGAGGGAGGAAGUCUAUCACAGUCGCUCCAAGAAGUUCCAGAAAAAGAACCCGUAAGCAACUUCAGGAAGAAGAGGAGGAGGAGGGAAAGGAAUCUACAGCAGACGAGGGGAACAAGGCAGAAGAGGAAGACGUACAAGCUGAAGAGGAGAAACUUGAGGAUAAGGAUGAAAAUCAACAAGCAGAACCAGAAAUAAGUGAAGAGAAAGCUGAGGAUGCUCCAGAGGAAGGACAGGCUGACAGUAGUGAGACAGAGGGACAAGCUACUGAAGCCUCAGAUGAUGUUGCUAAAGAAGCUGUCACAGAACAAGAUACUGUCAAGGAGGAACAGUCAGUCUCCACCGGUGAAGGUGCAGAAGCUGAAACUGGGGAAUUGGCAAAAGAGACACAGCUAACUGGAACUGAAGACCAGGCAGAUCAGGAGGAGGACAUACCGGUUAUUGAAACAAGAGUUCUGAGAAGUGGUGAAAAGAAGGGAAGAAGGUUAGCUCCUUCCUCGCUCAGAGGUAAAUCCAAAAGAGCAAGAACACAGCUUGAAACGGAGGAAGAGGAAGAUCAAACUACCCCAGCUGAAUCAGAGGAUGCCAAAGCAGAGCUGGGAGAGGCUGUAGAAACCGAGGAAAGCAAAGAUGAAAAGAUCGAAGAAGAAACUCAAGAGGAGGCUGCAACUCAGGAAAAAGAAACGACAGAACCAGAAGAGGACUUGGAAAAAGUUGUCGCUGAAGCAGACGAAUCCCCCAAAGAGCAAGAGACCCUGGAGGAGGAACAGCCAGCUGAUUCAGAAGGACAGGUGGAGACACCUGGAAUAGAAGAUGGACAAGUUCCUGAUGAGGAAGAGGCGCCGGUUGUUGAAUCAAAAGUCCUGAGGAGCGGUGGAAAGUCAGUGAGAGCGUCACCAAGGAGCAAAACCACAGAGAAACAACAGACGGAAGACCAAGAAGAGGAGGGGACAGUGGUAGAAAAAGACGCUGAUACAGAUGAACCUGCAGUUCAAAUAAGGGUUUUGAGGAAGGGACGGAAGUCUGCUCCUGCCCCACCGAGACGGAAAGCCAAGAGAGCCCGCACAGAUGUUCAGCCUGAGGAAGAGGGAGACGAUGAAAAAGAAGAAGAGGAAGAAGAGUCAGAGCGGGACUCACCUGAGGAGAAAGUGGAGACGACAGGAGAGGAUCCUGAGAAGAAAGAUGUGGAAGAGGAGGAG